Messenger RNA from Porites evermanni, 7260 nucleotides. The record is from the annotation of a GenBank genome assembly. Lineage: Eukaryota; Metazoa; Cnidaria; Anthozoa; Scleractinia; Poritidae.
AUGAUGAAAGUUUAUUACUAUGUGCCGAACUUAAUCGGUGAGUAUAAAUCUCGGUGCCCAAUUUAAAUCCUCAACAUUUCUUCGCUAAGUGAAAUAGCAAGGAAUAAUGACGGGCUCCUUCAAGGAACAGGAGUCUAUGCUCCAAGUACCAAGCCAGAGAGUGAACAAAAGCCCCCUUUACACGGUAGAAAAUUUUUGGCACCGCUCGGAUGAAAAAAGUAGGCGUACCAAAGGCUGAUAUAAGGCUGAUAUCUCUUAUACAGCUUCUGCAUGCGAACCUUCUUCUUCGCCCCUUUAACUUUUUUCUCUGCCGUCUUCUCCCAGCGAAACAAUUCAAGCUCUUCUCGCUCUUUUUAAUCAGAUGCUAACUCGUCUGCAAGAUACUCUUGCAUAGUCGCCCACUUACUGCAUUUAUCGCCAUACAUGUAGCUGUUGUGGUAUCCUAAACUCCCUAUUUUUGAGGCAUUAACUGGUGGCUGGAGAAAAAUUACUUCCGUACUCGACCUGGCCCGUUCCGUAGUCCUUGCGGCUUAAAGUCCCUAAUUUGCAUUCCUUACUAUUCGAAAACAUUUAGUAGUUGCCCGAAUGAAUAUAAUACAAAUUAGUUCCUUGAUGUUCGUCAUUAUCAUCGGUUUGAAAAUUGUCGCUUCCAACUUCUUAAAUUGUAUUAUUCAAUAAAAGCAGCCCAAGCCAAAUUUUUGAAAUUCGCGUUAAUUUCAUGAAGCGCUGAGAUUUCCUAUAAUGUGAAAGUUUUUUUUUACUUGAAUACAGUGGAUAAGUGGCUGUACUGGAAAUGGAAUCUUUGAGCAUCUUUAUUUCGAAAUCAUCUUGGAGGCGGGGUUCCCACACCUUCAUAGUACUCUACAAAAUGUCAAGCUUUGCCCCUGCUUUUAUCGUUUUAAUCCCAGUUUAAACCGCAGUCUGGCAUCCAGAAUGCGGAGCUCUGGAUCUGUGUAACUCAAGACGAAAGCCGUAAAAACCUAGCAUAUAAACUUUCCUCAUGGGCCCAAAAUCGGAUAAUUUUUAGAGACAGAGUAUGAACCCGAAAGCGCCUUCCGAUUGGAAGGCCAUCAAUUUUUAAUUUAUCUAGAAACAUAUCGCAGUUUAUUUUCCUCAGAAAAUUUGAUGUAGACCUUCAUUGCUUCCGACAGGGAUAUCUUGAAGAGUGCUGAUCUGUUAAGUGGAUCGAACGGGUCCAACCCUCGGGAGCCAAACUUAUCACCUAAGGUCUUGAAAAAAAUUACGAAGAUGUGCUGACUUUUGCAUUGCAAAAGGCUAGAACCUCGAGUGGCUCAAUUAAAUAGUGAGCUUCACAGCUGUUCUUUGUGUGGUCACGCAACGUGACUCAAUGAACGGCUGUGGAGCAGACUCCUCGAAUGUUGCUGACCAUGAAAUGGCGGUCCUGUCUCGAGGAGAUGUGUUAACACUGUCCUUAGUUAGUACUUAGGGCUAAAUAUAUUGGCUCUUGCAAAAAGACCACCUUUUGUAAUAUUUAACAUGCUUCAAUGUUCCUUUAGAUAUAACAAUUAUUGAGUCAGUUUUUUUGGUUGGCGUAGACCCGCUUUGGAUGAGCACCUUGUCCUUGGGAUACAAAUAAUGCAAUUCCAGUUUGGGAUGAAUUUGGCCACAAGAGUGGCCGUUUAUUUAAUUCAAGCAUGUAAAGCUAGGAAAAUCUAGAUACGCCAGAAAAUCAUCCCAGUAAAGGUGUGGGCACACCAGCCAUCCGGGAGAUGAAGGUGGAGCAAAAAGGGAGGGAGUGGAGGGAAAUUAUUUUUUUAUAUUAUUCCUCGCUUCCACGUCUUAAAAACACACAUAUAAUGUCCCGGAUGGCGGACAGCAACGCCCGCUUACUGGCAGCUGGAGGAAUGACAUACAAAGUCAGUCACAUUAAGCAUAAAACCAUUUAUUUCUUUCAGAAAUAAAUUUCAUGUACUGAUAAUAACUUUCUUUUUUCUAGGUUACCUUCGUGUUAUUCUUAAUUUAUCAGCCCUCUACCUCAUGCUGCGUCAUCCAUUUGUCACUGUAGCUCUUCAUUUGACUGCUAAUGGCAUAUUGGAUGUAUUCGAUGGAGCCGCAGCAAGGUACUUCAAACAAUGUAAGGGCAGAAAGUAGUUAGAGAGAACCUCAUGAUACAGAAACGACAGCAAAACGCGUCCCUUAUAUAAAAAAGUCAAUUCAAAAUAUUCAGAAAAUUAUCCAGUUUAAUGAACGGCCGACUUCAAUAAUUUGUCGAGUAAAAGAGAGAUACCGCUCGAGUUUAAUAGGACAAUUGCACGAUUACGUCUUUUACUAUGAACUACCAGAAUCCUUCGGUUUUUGCAAAUUAGAGAUUAGGGCUAUUGUUUUUUAAACCGCAGUGGUAGUUGUAGUCAAAUGUCGUCAUCGUGAAAAUGGCUUGUUCCAAAGAAUCGUCAAGUACCGUAAUUGGUUGUCAGGAAGCUUAAACAACGAGGACGGACAUGGCAACAAGAACGUUAAACAGGCAUUAUUUACUUGGUAACUUUAUGAAAAUAAUCAAUUCAAUUUUUAUUCUUUUUGCUUCAAGGUUCCAAAUUUGGAGAACUACUCGAUGUUGCUACUGACAGGUAUUUUUUGGCUCAUGAAAUCUGUAUUACUUUCAACUUUUUUCACGUAACAUAUUUACCACUUGAUCCGGCAUAUGGCCCUAUCAAAAUGUAUAAGUUACACUUAGACAACUCGAACUAAAAGUGCUACUUCUGAACUCUAAACAUUAACAGAUCAUAGACAACGGCAUCGAUCAAUCACGGCGCGCGUAGUAAUUUUCACCACAUUGCAUGUACAUACAUACAUACAUACAUACACUUUAUUGAUGCUCCCUAAGUGGGCUUUUCAGCUCAAUAGAAUAAAAAAAAUACAAAUAUAUAAAUUAAUUGAGAAUGUAAAUACAAUAAUAUUAUAAUUACAAAAUAUAUAUCAAUAAUAUAAUAUAUCAACUUAAUAAAACAUUUGCAAGAUGACGUCUAAAAUUCCUGGGGCAUUUUAAGGACUUAAUGUUAUCAUUCAAGGAGUUCCAGAGUUUGGCUCCUCUGAAAGCAAAGGAGCGCUGCCCUGUUGACAGGCGACAUAAAGGUAUAUCCAAAGCACCAGAUGAUCGAGUUUGUCUAUUAUGGACUUGAGAACGUGAUUUAAACAUAUCAGCAAGAUAGUCUGGAACAAGCUUGUUAAUACAUUUGUGCAUCAUAGUAGCGUCAUUUAGAAUGAGUUUCUCUCUAAUAGGAAGCCAUUUCAAUGAUCGCAACCCAUCCGAAAUAUGGUCAUACUUUCUUAGUCCCAGAAUAAUUCGCCCAGCAAAGUUUUGGACUUUUUGUAACUUGUCAAUAUUGCUGCUGCUGGUAUUACUCCAGACAGUUGAACAAUAUUGGAGUUUACUAAAGACAAAUGAAUUUAUUACUAACAGAAGUGUUUUCCUAUCCAGGAGGUGCUUGAUUCUGUUAAUUUGGUACAAUUUAAAAAGGCAUUUAGAGGCAAUCUCAGUGAUAUGUUGGUUAUAACUGAGGCGUGUGUCGAGAAGAACACCCAAGUCCUUAACGACAGGCACAGGUGUUAUUUCCUUGUCAAAAAGUGUUAUACUGAAUGAUGACAGUUUCUUUAAAAGUUGUGGUAAUCCAACAGCUAGAACCUUAGUUUUGUCCGGAUUAAUCAAAAGAGAGUUUUUACAGCACCACUGAGAUAUUCUCGUAAGAUCUUCGUUUAAGGCGAGGAUGGACGUGGGUAAUUCGGCAGGUGAAAAGGACAAAUACAAUUUACAAUCAUCAACAUAGGAGGCAGAUAGACAACGUUUAGGAACAGAAAGGAGGUCGUUAACAUAGAUUGUAAACAAAACCGGACCUAAAAUAGAGCCUUGCGGAACUCCGAACUCAAGUGGGAGUACUUUAGAAACUGCGUCACCAAUUCGAACGCACUGUUGUCGGUUAGAAAGGUAACUCUGAAACCAAUGUACAACAACAAUAUAGAUUGGAACAAAACAAGGAAUCAAAAAGCCCCCAUUGAGGUCUUUAGUAUAGAAUUUUGGCAUAACGUAAAAUAUGAACGCCACGAGAAUCAGGUAAAGUAUUCGCUCGCAAAAACAACAACAACAACAAACACUAACUGACAAACACUGAUACUGACUAAAGUACUUAUUAGUACGUUGUUCAGGUAAGUGCGGUGAAUCCACAACGAACGACCGCGGCUAAUCAUAAUAUGAUCAGAACGAGAAAUGCAUUUGUGGCCCUAACUUCAUAAAAGCGUGCAGGAAGUAGUAACAGUUAAUUUGGCUUUUACCUCUAACUGGCUGGGAAAAAAGCAUGAGAAUUUUAAACUGACAGUAGAACGUAACAAGCAAAAUCCAACUUCGUUUCCAGAAAGAAGAGAGACCCUUGGAACUAGGUUUGGUGAUGAGCAACAACUACAGUACUGUAAUACAAUUUCUAGAAAGAAAGUAACUCGUUUAAAGAAAAGAGAAGAAAACGGAAGUUUUAUUUCGAAAGAGAAAUUCAUCUUAGGUUGUUUACGUUCUCGAUAAAACGUGAAAUUUGGUAAUUUCACGUCGUAGCGUGCAGUGACGGCCAAGAUAUAAACAAAAAAAGCAUGCUGCACGUAAAAAACUAUUAUAGUCUUGCUGAUCUAAAUCUUUUGGGUUUUAAAAGUUCGCGUUGUCGUCUCUAUUUCUCAAGAAUGAUUUUAUGAUUUUAUAUCUGUUUCCACAGGUGUGGCAGGGUAGGAUUUGCAAUGGGACUGUGCGCACUUUACCCUCAAUAUAUGUUUCCUAUCCAACUUCUUGUCUGCUUAGAAAUUGCAGGACCUUUAUCAGAUCUCUACAGGUAUUUAUGGACUACGAAAAACAAACCUGACUGCACUAUUCCUUAAAUGAAAGUUAACGGAUGGAAACUAUUCUCUUCAGUCAUCUUAUCAUUUUUUUUUGUGCUUCGUAGAAGUUCCUUGAGAGCUCAUCAAAAAUCGCAGGUGGUCGAUCACUGGUGGCUUGUAAAGAUUUUUUUCCAGGAAGUAAGAAGGCCAUUUACUGUCUUAAAAAUUAACUGAGUUGAUACUAAGAUACAUAAAAAAGCUAAGGGCCUCUUCAAAGGAGAUCGUUUAGCCUCACCUCUAAAUCCUCAGUAAAUCUCUUAUCUUUUCUUAGACCUUAGUAGAUCUCUUUUUUUUUCAAAAGGUAAGCGCGAUUUAAAUUUAAGCCCACAUGCAUGUGAAUACUCGGAGCCGGUUACCGCAGCUUCUACAACAGGGCGGCCGGGAUGGCAUCGUCCGACUUAGCUCCAGUGAUGCAGCUAUAAGAAUUGGUAAAGCUAUGAUAGGCUCGAAAGUUAUAAAUUUGUGUUUGGCCAACUUUGCUCUAGUUGUUUCUCGAAUUUCGCGCUAUAACUCGUCCCAAGGACCUUACGGCCUUUUCUCAUCCUGGAAAGCGGAAAUAUCUCAUUUGAACCCAAGCCGCGUUGACUUCAAAUGAAAAAAAGGGAACGUUUUUCUGUUAAUACUCGACAACAAAAUAAAAGAGAUAGUUUCCUAUACUACUGCACUUCUCAAUAUGAAAAUUAGAUCUAACUUGAACGUCGGGUCCUCGUUUUUGUAAACGUUAGCAAAAUAAAGUCCCUUAUAUUUCCCAGAACAAAUUUUGUUUUCCAGGAUUUUUUCCUACGAACGUACAAAACAUUCAUGGACAAUUCGCUAUUCUGACUAUUCCCCAGUAGCUGAAGAAUAUUUCUAGUGAAUCUAUAGUGAAAUCUUACUUUUCUUUAUACGCAGCCUAUCCUUUCUUCGGUCAUACUUGGUCAGGAUAUUUGUGUAUACAUGAUCUACUUGCUUUAUUUUACGCCAGGGCCAACAGGUGGGAGAAGACAUCACUUUUAAUUGCUUCUAAUACUUUAUUAUGCCUAACCUGAGGUUGCAUUGGUUUAGGUAGUAGUUUUAAGCCUCCAAAGUACCGAGACCAACGGCAGCAGGGACGUCAAUUAUUUAGUGUAUUCAUUUAUGGCGGUUAGUUCCCACUGGUUCAGUUAGUCAGUUGUGCGUGAGUUUUCUUUGAGUUGAAUCUUUAGAGAGCACAUUUCAAUGUGCUCUCUAAACUUGAAUAAGUUUAGUUUAAUUAAGUUUAGUUUUUAGUUUCGUCUCUAAACUUUAAAAGGUUAGAAAUGGAAAGCAAUAAUUUGUCGUCUAUUGUUUAUGUCCUUUGUUAUACGUGACAUUGGAAAGUCUCACGUUUUAGUCGUGCAGUGACGGCGAAGAAAUGUGCAAAAAAAAUCUUGAUGCCCGAGCAAAGUUGUUGUUUUGGUCAGUAUAACUCUAGCUUUUUGGACUUGUUCGUUACCAUUGCCGCCGUGGUUGCUUAAACUCCCUGUUAGGUUUUCGGUGUACUAACAAAUCAACGCGACAUGUCAGUGGUGGGGCAAGAGAUGCCUCUGGGAUUUCCAAGUUUCCUCCCAACUGACCAGUCUUGUCUUGUCUUGUCUUCAGCUAUUUUAUAGGAGAUGAAAGAUCGCAAAAUGCAAAAAUUGUCCCAACCACAAAUCAGAGUGCCAUGCCCACGCGGUCAUCAGUAAUCAAAGUUUUGCGCUAGCGGUGUUCAAAUUUCACCUGUUUCUAAAUUUUGUACCAGCUACUUUUCUUGUCAGAUAUUAUCUUGUUUGGUUAUGGUUCAGAGGUCUUCGUCUUCAUCAGUUUUCUCUUUCGACAAUCGAUGAUCGCAUCCUGUACAAAAAAAGGCUGUACCUGUAUUGACUAGAUCUUGUAGGUCUGAGCUGACUUGUUUAUUCCUUUUAUUUUUAAUAUUUCCAGUGUCUUUGGUUGGACUCUCAUUCAGUUUAUGGCAAGCGUUGGCUUGGCUUACUGUUCCGUUUUUAAUCUACAGACAAAUUGUUGUCUGUGGUCUUCUGGUCACGUCAUCUUUCAGUGAGCUUGCACGUUUGCAUCACCUUCAGGAUUGCAAGCAGAAUGAAAAGAGAAUUAAUUGACACCAGCAGAUGGCCGAUGACUUUCACUAAUUAAAAGAAUUACGUUGGAACCAUCUUACUAUUCGAGUCUUUCUUUUCCCUUCGGGGUUUGCACUCUCAAGCGGGUAUCGUUCUGGAUGCCAAUAAUUUCCUGGUUUGGUAGGCUGUUAUAAGAGACCUUAAGAUCGAGGUGUUGUCAUUUUACGGCAAACGACAAACUGCGGUUUACGAUUAACGGUUUCACGUUACCCGUCUGCCCAUAUUUGGGACUUAAGAUUCGUGGGUGGUAGCUUGCGGCGGCCAUUACUACAGUAGU